AUGGCCAAACCGUACGGACCCGCAGACAUCAAAGCGUCGGCACUGGAGUUGAUUGGGAACACACCGCUGGUGGCGUUGGACCGUAUAUGGCCCGGACCGGGCCGUAUACUCGCAAAGUGUGAGUUCAUGAACCCGGGCGCCAGCAUUAAGGACCGCUCAUCCCUGUCGAUGAUCCAGCGGGCGCUCAACUCCGGCAAACUCAAGCCCAACGGACCCAUCGUUGAGGUGACGAGCGGUAACCAGGGCUGCGGUUUGGCGAUUGUGGCCGCUGUGUUGAAACAUCCGUUAACGUUGACGAUGUCGGCCGGCAAUAGCCCGCAACGGGCGUCG
Molecule: messenger RNA, 330 nt
Organism: Medioppia subpectinata
Lineage: Eukaryota; Metazoa; Arthropoda; Arachnida; Sarcoptiformes; Oppiidae
Source: the annotation of a GenBank genome assembly